Physcomitrium patens is the source of this 2265-nucleotide messenger RNA. RefSeq lists its product as uncharacterized. Gene Ontology annotation, molecular function: sequence-specific DNA binding; DNA-binding transcription factor activity; protein dimerization activity. NCBI's taxonomy places the organism in Eukaryota, Viridiplantae, Streptophyta, Bryopsida, Funariales, Funariaceae. The record is from RefSeq and is a predicted model, not a curated record. Gene Ontology annotation, biological process: regulation of DNA-templated transcription. Gene Ontology annotation, cellular component: nucleus.
AGGGACGCUUCGUAUAUAAGACCCAUGAACCUCUUUAAAACUUGGAUGCAUUUUGAGUAGUUGUAUACAAGAGCAAUAUUUCAGCUGCAGUCUGUCGUGUAGAGAUCGAUCAACCCUAGUCAACAGUUAUGAUAGUGAACGUUUGGGACGUCAAAAUCAUUUGAUUCAAGGGAAUCUAUGAUUUAUUAAUUUGGACGCACGAAAUGACCAAGGUACAAUGUCGUGGACUAUGCCAAUCAGUUUGAAUUUGAGCCUUGGAGGUUCCGGUCAGCUGAAAUUUUGGAGCUUGAAGUGAUAUGCUAAACCUUUUGCACAGCUGAACUCGUGGAGUUUUACACUAGGAUUCGGAGAUCGAGCACAUUAGCAAGAUGAUGCAAUAUUAUAUCGACGAAUCGAACAUCCCUCACACCUACGAUUUAGCACCGCCUUCAACUGCUACUGGGUUGCUGCAGGAAUUUGUAAAAACUGGGAUGGAGGUUGUAGAUCAGGACUCGUACUUCUCAGCGAUGACAGGCAAUUUGGCUGGGCUAUUGGGGAAUUUUCCAGCAGCAGCAGCACCUGCCAUGUCCGCCGAAGAAAAUCGUCAGAACUUCGCACUUUUGAGUGGGAUAACGACGAGUGCCUCGAUCGGAGAAGAUGCAGCGUCCGACACAGUAGGGUAUGGCAAAAUAGUGAGGUCGGAGGAACCUUACCAUCCUUGGACCUUGACAGGAAGUAUGAACUCGUCUGCGCAACCACCGUGUGCGCAUACUGGAUUCCAGGACAUGCCAGAGAAGCUCAAUAUCUUUAUAGAAUUGGAACAAUAUCUCGAACAAUUUCGUCACGUAGAGGAGGCUGGACCGGGCCAGGGCCUUGAGGAAUUGGAAAAAAGAAUCAUUCAUGAAUGGAGUUCAAAACAGCUGCCGCUACCAAUUACGACGCAAUUCCCCUGGGAGAUUAUCCAGGAAGGGUUACAAAGAGGCGAUGAAUUAUUAGAAGCAGAAACUAUUGACUUGACAAAGCAGUCUGCUCCGAUGAGUUUGUUGUCGGUACAGAUCGACGAUGGAUUAGACAAGAUAGCGUUUGGCUGUAAUCAGAAUAUCGUGGCGAAUAUACCUGGAGGGGAUUUGCAUGCUUCUCCUCUUGUAGCAUCCAGUUUACCGAAUCUCAACAACCAAACCAUCUCUCCCAGUUUAAGCUGCAUGCACGGUACCCCGGCUUCAACCGAGCAAGUGCCAGGCAGGCGUAGUUCUCGGUCUGCCUUUCAAGUCUAUGCACCCGCACAGUCCACGAGGCUCUCUCAACACAGUAUGUCUUCCAAUAGGAAGCCUAUGAUUCAUUACUGGGUGGAAAAAUUUGGGCCGAAGUUGAAGUCUCUGCAAGUGCUGCAGCCUUCUUCUUCAGAUCAAUCAGCAGUUGGAUUGGGCAAUUGCAAUGUCAGAGUUGGAACUAGUUAUGAUUUCUCAACCUCAAUUAGCGCGGCUCAUGACUUCAGACAAGCUUUGGUGCGCAAAAAGGCAGAGCAGCAGAGAAGAAACAAGUUCAAACGCAGCCUGGAGAGCUUGAAGAAAAUUGUACCAACUAUCACCAAGAAGGAUAAGGUAGCGGUGAUCUAUAGCGCCAUUGAGUACAUCCGGCAAUUGGAAUCUCGAAUCUCGAGCUUGAAAAAGGAGCUUGAAGAAGCUGCACCUGGGUUUUUAGACAUGGAGAAUUCUGCAACAUUGUUUGCCAGGGGGGGAGUUAACGUAUCAGGGGAACAGGACCUGGGUUUGCAUUACAUUGAAAAUCCUGCUGGCCCAUCAUCUUCUCCUGCAACUACGCAUGUGGUGGUGGAAGGUACAGAGGGAGGAGAAACUCUGAACCUUAGAGUGGAGGCUAAUUACCAUGCGCGAUCGCUGCCCAAGUUACUGAAUGUGUUGCAGGAUUUGGACGUCGUGGUUGUCGCGAUGGAUUAUGGUUGCAAAAACGAGCGAUUCCGUGCCACCGUUCGCGUGAAGACUUCAAGGAAUGUGCGGAGGAGCAAUCAUGAGCUAGAACAGACGCUAUGUCGUGCUUUGGAAGUAGGUGGUCUUAUGCCGCCCUCCAGAUCCCAACAGCUCUUCUAAAUUAGAAGAAACUUUGGAAGAGUUCAUGGAGUAUCCAGAAACAGCAGUCAACAUUCAUUUAGUCGAAUAGAGUAGGUGCAUCUAUGUUGUAAAGCCUGUUUUACAUGCUGCAGCAUUUCCAGCAUGGUAUGUGUAUCAUCAUUAUUGGUCCUCUUACGCAACUAAUUGUUUCCAACUCAAA